GAGUCCCAUUGUCAACGUUUAGUGGGCGGUCUCCGGUUGUUUUUGUAUCCUGUAAAUAUAUAGGAAAUUUCAUAAAAUAUUUAGUGUAAAUUAAAUAUUUUUAACCAUUAAUAAGUGAUAAAUUAAUUUAUAUUAAUUUUUGUAAUUGUUCAAAUAGUGUUUGUUUGCAGUUUAUUAUAACCUAACCUUCUAUUUGUUGAUAGCAUUUUUUUCUUUAUUAUAAAGUAUAUUUUUUCUUUGUUUCACUUUGUGUUUUCUUCUCGUAUAUAUAUAUAAUUACGUUUUUGAAAUAUCUUUCUUCAUAAAUCCAUUGUUUGUGUGAUAAAAAUAGUUUCGUUUUGAAAAAAAAAUAUAUAUCGUGCAUAUCAAUAAUUAUUGAGAAUAAUAUAUUGAGAGCAGAUCAAUCAUGUUUCGGAAAAGCAUUUUCCUUCUUGUAUUAACUUUAAUUUAUUGUGGAUUUGCUCAUGAAGAAGAUGUACAUACUGUUCAGUAUAAUGAGGAAACAUUUAAAGAAGCAGUCAGCAAGAAAAAUCACUUUAUCAUGUUUUACGCACCUUGGUGCGGUCACUGCCAAAGACUUGGUCCCAUUUGGGAGCAACUUGCAGAAAUGUUGAACGAGGACGAUGACAGUCGUGUUAGAAUUGGAAAAGUCGAUUGUACAACAGACAAUACAGUUUGUUCGGAACAUGAUGUGACUGGUUAUCCUACGCUCAAAUUUUUCAAGGCUGGCGAAUCACAGGGUACAAAAUUCCGUGGAACUCGCGACUUACCAUCUUUAACUUCAUUCAUCAAUGAACAAUUGGGCAGCAGUCCUUCAGAAGAGGAACAAAAUGAAGAAGAGGAAAUCGUACCUUCAAUUCCAGAGGCUGUGAAUGGAUUGAUAGAAUUAACUGAGUACACAUUUGACAAGCAUGUAUCGAAUGGUAAUCAUUUUGUUAAAUUCUAUGCACCUUGGUGUGGACAUUGUCAAAAAUUAGCGCCAACAUGGGACGAACUUGCCAACAGUUUGAGUCACGAGAAAUCAGUGAGCAUUGCCAAAAUCGAUUGCACUCAAUAUCGUAGCGUUUGCGGUCAAUUUGACAUUAAGGGAUAUCCCACAUUACUCUGGAUUGAAGACGGUAAAAAGAAAGAUAAAUACACUGGACAGAGAAGUCACGAGGAUUUGAAGACUUACGUGUCGACAAUGCUUGGCAAGAGUGCAGAAGGUGAUGACAGUGAAGAAAAUGAUGCCGAUCGUUUAAUUCCAUCGGUGGCUGUAUUAACCGGAGAAACAUUUGAUCACGGCGUCGAGAAUGGAAUUUCAUUUGUUAAAUUCUUUGCACCAUGGUGCGCACAUUGUAAACGAUUAGCACCAACUUGGGAGGAUUUAGGAAAGAAAUUUUCCAGCAAAGAUGGUAUAAGCAUUGCAAAAGUUGAUUGUACAAUGACACCAAGUAAAUCACUGUGUAGCGAGCAAGAAAUCGAUGGUUUUCCAACUUUAAUUUUAUAUAAAGAUGGAAAGAAAAUUUCCGAGUACAAUGGAUCGCGUAGCUUAGACGAUCUCUAUGAAUUUGUCAUGAAUCAUUUACAAGCACACGAUGAACUGUGAUUUGCUUCCUAUAAUCAAUUUUUUUAAAAUUAUUUUAAUGCGUGUACAAAGUCAGUAUUUUAUGAAAUAUUUUGAUCGUCAAUGACCCGAAUUUUUUGUUUCCAGAUACAAAAAAAAAAAAAAAGAUUUGCUAUAGGAAUAAAAAAAUACAGUUUUUUUAUUGAUGACUAACAGAUUUCUUUUCUUUUUUUUGAAGUGAAAUUUUUAAGAUAUUUAAAAUUUUUAUCUCCGUGUACUUAGAAUUUUAUUUACAGUGAGAAAGAGUUUGUGUAGCGUUGUGUUAGAAUAUUUAUUGAUGUCAAUUUUUGUGACGUUCUUCCAGUUCUUAUUUUGUCUUGUGUCAUGUCUUCAAAAAAAAGAUAAAAAUAUUAAAGUGUAUUUUACAAUAUAUUUUUUUCUUCUUGCUGGAAAUUAAUUAUUUAUUUCGAGAGAGAGAGAAAAAAAAUAUUUGCCAUAAGGAGAAAAUGAAAACAGUGUGAUUUAAUAUUUAUGUUAUAUUUUACAGUUACAAUCUGUAUUACAUUUAUACAUUAAUUUCAUGUACAAGACAAAUUCCAAUGUGCAAUGAAGAUAUUUACAAUGUUAGAAUGCAGAUUUUUUAUACUCUAUUUUAUAUCGGCAUUUUUCAAGAAUUUUUCAAUUUAUCCUAAUUUUUCCAUUUUUCAAUUUUUACAUUUUAAUUUUUUUCCUCCUAUUGACAAGUAAAGUCAAAAUGAUAAAUUUUUUUUGUCAUUUUUUUCUUUUUAUUGAAUAUAUAUCAAGUUUCUGGAAAUUUGCCGAUAUAAUUUUUCGAAAUCACAUAAAAGUCUUAAACUUCCAAGAAGA
This is a messenger RNA of Leptopilina heterotoma, 2413 nucleotides long. It is a transcript of the gene prtp, whose product is annotated as thioredoxin domain-containing protein 5 homolog. Gene Ontology annotation, cellular component: endoplasmic reticulum. NCBI's taxonomy places the organism in Eukaryota, Metazoa, Arthropoda, Insecta, Hymenoptera, Figitidae. The record is from RefSeq and is a predicted model, not a curated record. Gene Ontology annotation, molecular function: protein disulfide isomerase activity. The transcript has 5 exons. Bases 407 to 1588 code for a protein of 393 amino acids. Gene Ontology annotation, biological process: protein folding.